AUGCUCACUGAACAUGAGAAGGAAAUUUGCGAUGCCAUUCACGCCGAUCUCAAGAAGCCUCGCCAAGAAUGUUUGGCUCUUGAAAUCCUCCCUUUGAAAUUAGAAAUCACCAAUCAAAUUAUCAAUCUGAAGUCCUGGGCAGGAGAGAAAAGACUCCAUCGGACGUUUUUAAGCCUAAUGGAUACAGCAAGUGUCCAACCACAGCCUUACGGAUUGGUUCUUGUCAUUGGGGCCUGGAACUACCCAGUGUAUCUUUCACUGAUGCCUCUUGUUGGAGCUAUUGCGGCGGGAAACGCAGUUGUUCUGAAGCCUUCGGAGCUAGCCCCCGAGACGGAGGCUAUACUCGUCCAACUGAUACCGCAGUACUUGGAUGAGACAAUUUGCCAAGUAUUUACCGGGGGUGCUGAGGAAACAUCCAAUCUCCUGGCCACUCAGCGCUUUGAUUAUAUUUUCUACACGGGCGGAUGUAACGCAGCCAGGAGCAUCCUCUCGCAGGCCGCCAAGCACCUUACUCCUGUCACUCUGGAAUUGGGCGGAAAGUGCCCCGUCUUCGUGGACACCUCGGCUGAUCUGGACAUGACCGCGAAGCGUUUAACGUGGGCCAAGUGUGUUAAUGCCGGUCAAACCUGUGUGGCCCCCGACUACGUCCUCUGUCACCCAAAAGUUCUCGUACGGUAUUUGUUUUUCUUUCCUUUCAAAAUAUCCUUUGUCAUCCUUUAUUUUACUCUGGGCUGCAUUGCUGACAAAUUGAUAGAACUGUGCAUCUCCUUCGCGAAGGACUUUUUUGGGGAGGAUCUCGCGAAGUCGGAUGACUUUGGUCGCAUUAUAAACGAGAGGCAUGCUGGACGCCUCUGCGGUCUUCUUAAGAACACAAAAGGCCAAGUCGUCUUUGGAGGACGGACUGAUCUCACUGACAAAUUUGUUGAAUUCACCAUUUUGAAGAAUGUCCCUCAUGAUGACGUUCUGUUGAAAGACGAGAUCUUUGGACCCAUCCUUCCGAUCAUCACAGUCCUGUCUUACCAAGAAGCCAUCGACUUCGUGAGGGUCAGGGAGAAGCCACUGGCAAUCUACGUCUACUCUUCAGCCAAGGACGUGUGUGAUGCAUGGAAAAAUCAGACGUCUUCGGGAUCACUAGUCUUUAACGAAUGUAUAAUGCAGCUCUCAGUGCCAAACCUGCCCUUCGGAGGCGUUGGGAAUUCCGGCAUGGGACGGUAUCUCGGAGAGGCGUCCGUAGCUACAUUUUCAAACCCCCGAUCCAUUCUCGAUAAGUCAACUUCGGAAUUGUUGAAUAACAAAUUCCGCUACCCACCUCACACUGAAAGUCACGAGAAUUGGGUUCGUUGGGGUCUGUCGAAAAGGGAAUCUUACUGCAACAUCUUAUAG
Mesocestoides corti is the source of this 1383-nucleotide messenger RNA. Lineage: Eukaryota; Metazoa; Platyhelminthes; Cestoda; Cyclophyllidea; Mesocestoididae. The record is from the annotation of a GenBank genome assembly.